Messenger RNA from Psylliodes chrysocephalus, 1908 nucleotides. The record is from the annotation of a GenBank genome assembly. NCBI's taxonomy places the organism in Eukaryota, Metazoa, Arthropoda, Insecta, Coleoptera, Chrysomelidae.
AUGGACAAAGUUGGAGCUGAAGUUGGUCAAAAAAUGCGGUCUGCAAUUAAAGCCAAACUUCUUGAAUUAAAUUGUUAUGUGGAUGAUGAAUUACCUGAUUAUAUAAUGGUAAUGGUAGCAAACAGACGAAACAAGAUGCAAAUGAAAGAAGAUUUAAAUCUAUUUUUGAACACUAAAACCGAAGCUUUCGUGGAUUGGCUUCAUAUCGUUCUAAAAAAACUCAAAGAAGUAACAGUCACAAAUCCAGAAGUUUAUAAAAUAGCAAUAAAGAGGAAAUCAAGCGAACAAGAAGAAGUAAAAGUUCAAAAAGAGAAGAAAUUUAAAAAACCUCUUAAUAGUGUAAAAAAAGAAGAAGAUAUAGCCGAAAAUAGACGAGAAGAUAAGACUAGUGAUGAAUUUGAUAUUCCACUACUAUCCGAGGUUAAUUCGUCUAGUGAAAAAGAUUUAGAAGAAAUCGAAAGAAAAAUUAGAAGUGUUAAAAGUCGAUUAGGUAUAUUGGUUGACGAACCUGAAGUUGAAGCAACUGUUGUUCAACUGCAAACAGAUAAAUAUAAACAAACCCAUAAUAUUAAUUUAGAAAGUUCAGCUGGCAGAGACAAUGAACCAACAGAUAACGAUGAGUUUCAGUCAGUUUCUGAAAAUCAAGCUAGUUUAACUCCGGAAAAAGAAAGAAGACAUUCGCCAAUCACUUUUGAAUCUGAUCGAACACCUCCAAGAAAACCAUCAGUGUUAAAAAGAUUAGGAGAAAGAAUCUCUGACCGAAAAUCGAAUUAUUCAAAAAGGGAACACCGAUUUAAAAGACGUUCAUCGUCGGAUAGAAAUACUAGUAGGAAAAGUUCGAGAGAUGAUCGUAUACGUAGUAGGAGCAAUGAUAGAAGUCGUCAUGGUGUUGUAGAGUUUUCAAAGUUAAAGAAUAAAUUAAGUCAAAAGGAAGUCAUGUCGAAAAUUCAUGUUCCCAAAAAAGUUCCGGAAGAAUUGGAACACUUGGAUGAAUUGAAAUUAAGAGAAGUACGCAGCAUGGUUCAGGUCAAACCGAGGGUAAUUUCUUCAGGUGCACCGCAACCUAAUAAAAAUUUGCUUUUAAAAGCUGUAGAGGAAGCGCAUAGAAGCGUAUCUCAAUCUACAAACAUUAAGGCAGUAAAUUUAAACGGCGAAAUACCCAAUACAAGAAAAUUGUCGCACAGAGAAAAAGUAAAACUGAGAAACAUUAUUUUGGCACAAGUUUCAAGAGAGGAUAGCGAUACUGAUGAUGAAGAAAGGGAAUACGAAUAUGUUCCUAAACCACUUGUAAAAAAAGGUCAUCAAGAAUUACCAGAAUAUGUUCCUUCAUCGAGAGAAUCUAUAGAUGAACCAUUAACACCAGAAAAAAACUCGAAGAAAAGAAUUUCGGCAAAAGCGCGACUAGAAAGAAGGAAAUCACCAUCGCCAAUAAUAUUUGAUAAGCGAAUAAUUAAGGUUUCCAGUAAUUCUAAUAAGUUGGAGAUUCCUGAUCGUCUGCCAGUGGUUCAUCCAGCAAUUUCUUUAAAAAAUAAAGAAACGUGUAAAUAUUGGCCUAACUGCAGACAAGGAGACAAAUGCGAAUUCGUUCAUCCAUCAACAAAAUGCGAAUUAUUUCCAAAUUGUCAGUACCGAGACAAGUGUUUGUAUAUUCAUCCUAGUUGCAAGUUUGGACCGGCUUGCACGAAAAAAAAUUGUCCGUAUAGUCAUUUUAACAGUACUAAACUAUUAAACAAAUUGCCAGUGACGCAACCCCAAACUUGCAAGUUUUUUCCGAAGUGUACGAACAUUACGUGUCCGUUUUAUCAUCCGAAACUCUGCAAGUUCGGAAAUUACUGUAAAAACAAAACUGAUUGUCCUUUUUCUCAUAUAUUUGAUAAAUCUAGUCUUACAUGGAGAUCAAAAGUGUAA